Messenger RNA from Lymnaea stagnalis (great pond snail), 5535 nucleotides. The record is from the annotation of a GenBank genome assembly. NCBI's taxonomy places the organism in Eukaryota, Metazoa, Mollusca, Gastropoda, Lymnaeidae.
GACGUUUUCUGGAGGUCCGCUACUCGAUCGUCGCUCGUUCUCUGGUGAUUACUGUUUUUGAGUGUUCAGAAAUUAGCUUGUAUUUUUUAGUAGUUGCCAGGGCGUACACGCACACUUGUGUUUUGCUCAAUUAUUUUUAUUUUUUUUUGGAUCAAAUUCGUUAAAAUAAUAGGAUUCCUCAUUUGGGAAAUGUUGUUUAUUUGUUGUUACGCGACGAACAACUUUUUUUUCCCGGACACACUGAUGCGUACCAAUGGUUUAAGCGUUUGGCUCAAAGAGACAAAAUUAUUGAAUCUGAUACCGGGUCCGAGUAGCAACUUAAUAAUCAAAUUAUCAUUUUUGUUUGCUGGUGGCGAAAGCGUUGAAAAAAAAAUUGUAAUAAAUAAUACGUUGUAACGAAUCUUAUGAGAGCGGUUGUUGUUUUUUUUUAUCGUUCAUUUUUCUUUCGCGACCAACCACCAUUGACGUCAUUAAGAUAUUUAUUUGUAAAAUGUUCGUGCUUUUUAUAAUUCCUUCUCAAUAUUCCACAUUCUAUUUUAUAUUUAAACAAGCCAGAAUGUAUCAUAUUUCAGAAUGCGUAGAUUAAUAAGAUGAGAAGAAAACUAUUUUACCUCUAGCACCAAAUUUAACAAAAACAAUUUUACUGUUGUCUUAAAAACAUUAUUUCCAACUUUUUAAACCAUUUCUUAAUUUAUUUAUUUUUUUUCUUCAUAUUUAUAGUUUCUGAAGUAAUACGUGCCCAUGGCCGUAUCGGCACAGGUCAAAGUUCGCAAGAUGGUCACGUUAGCUGCUGCAUCGUCCCUCGUGUUUCUAAUAGGUAAGUCAAGUUUUGUCGUUGUGACGUGACUAAUCCAGAUAUGUGUGCAUGCACAUGCCCGUAGCGAUCAGUUCGAGCUUACAACGAGUGGGUUAUCUUAUCCCGAGACAUGCUUCACAAUUUAAUGUUAAUUUUUUUUUUCUUCAAAUGUUUUUAAAAAAAUUAGUUUUAAAUAAUUUAAUAAAAAUAGCAACAAUAAAAUUUGAUUGUAAAAAAUAAUUAAAAAAAAAUGAGGGCUGAAUUCUCUUUAUGUCUUAUGAAUAUGUCUUCAAUAAGAAUAAGUUUUUCGCAACCAUAAACCUUUUACCCACAGUACAACAACUAACAUUCGUAAUAAUUUGUUUAAACCCAUAAUUGUUUUAAAAAAAAUGAAACAUACACAAAAUGGUGGGUUUUUUUUUAAUCCUUAAACAUAAUUGUUUCACAGCAGUUUCACUACUUUACAUGAUGCCUCGUCUCUAUACCUCCUUUGUUCCCUCGUCUCUAUACCUCCUUUGUUCCCUCGUCUCUAUACCUCCUUUGUUCCCUCGUCUCUAUACCUCCUUUGUUCCCUCGUCUCUAUACCUCCUUUGUUCCCUCGUCUCUAUACCUCCUUUGUUCCCUCGUCUCUAUACCUCCUUUGUUCCCUCGUCUCUAUACCUCCUUUGUUCCCUCGUCUCUAUACCUCCUUUGUUCCCUCGUCUCUAUACCUCCUUUGUUUCUAAAAACCUACCUAUAGGCUUGGCAAGAUAAAACCGUUAGGUCUCAGCGAGGAAAGUAGAAAUGAAAAAUAUACCAUCAAUGUAAACAGUUUAUCGGUAAUACAACACAGUGCCCCUGACUUCAGUACCCCUGACUUCAGUACCCCUGACUUCAGUGCCCCUGACUUCAGUACCCCUGACUUCAGUACCCCUGACUUCAGUGCCCCUGACUUCAGUACCCCUGACUUCAGUACCCCUGACUUCAGUACCCCUGACUUCAGUACCCCUGACUUCAGUACCCCUGACUUCAGUGCCCCCGACAUCACUAGAAAAAGCUGACUCAUUGGUUUUUAAUAUUUAACAAAUUGUAAACAAUGUGCCAUGUCUGCGGUUCCCAAAUUAUUUUUGUUCCAGAUAAAUUAUAACUUAUCAAACUGGAUCCCUCCACGUUAAAAUAAAAAAAAAGGUUGCCAACCCCAAGAAUAACCAGGCAGCCGUAGAUGCAAAUUAAAGCACAGAUUUCGAACAUGCUGGUUCAUUCUACCUACCAUUAUGACACGAGAAGACGUACCGUGUUUAGAAGUGUGGGAGUUCAUUGAUAAUUGUUGCGACUGAAUGUUAUGUCAUCAAGCGCGGUGUGUGUUUGAGAGUUUUAAUUGGUUAGUAGACGCUCUUCCCGCGCUUGAUUCUGUGACGUAUUUUUAUGCUGAUUGUGACGUAUCGUGUAGACGGUAUAGUGACGUAAGUUUUAGUCGUGCUGCAGUCUUGAGUGGAACUUUUUGGAAGUAGGAUGUGUAUUGUUUAUGUCUGAUAGCGAGCUGCCCUACAUUCAUGUGUUUAUGUGUAUAGUAAAUACUUAGAUAUUAAAGUUAUAAUUAUUAUGAAAAGGACUUAAGUUUAUUCAGUGAUAGUAAUAGUAAGAAUAGUACGACCCAUUCAACGUGUGAAAGAGCAUGACAAAUUAAUCAAUCCCGUAGAACAGCGGUUCUCAACCUUUCUAAUGCCGCGACCCUUUAAUACAGUUCCUCAUGUUGUGGCGACCCCCAACCACAAAAUUAUUUUCGUUGAUACUUCAUAACCGUAGAGUAUAUGUAUUUUCAGAUGGUCUUAGGCGACCCCUGUGAAAGGGUCGUGUGACCCCCAAAGGGGUCGCGACCCACAGGUUGAGAACCGCUGCCGUAGAACAUUUAUAGGAGUUGACAUUUAGUGAUCCACCAUAGUGUUAAUAGCACGCGUGACGUCAACAGGACACAUUUGAUGACCUAUAGACACAACUGUAUUUAGCGCGAAAUAUAGUAUUUGGAUUUCUGCAGACUAACUUAUUUCGUACGUUAUAGAUAAUCAUUGUUAAAAAGUAAAUUGUAAAAUAUUCAAAGAACUUUUCUUUCCGGCGGUGGGGACGAGUAAUUAAACACGUAUGGAUCAAGCUAGUAGCAUGCUUUGAUUCUACCACAACACAAGGUUUGAGCUUGAAACCUAUCUAAAUCCGUACUUUAUUCUUACAUUUUGCAUUAUGUAUGCUGCUUGAUGUAAACUAAGUAACCAUUUAAUUUAACUUUUCCCGACUCCGAGUCAGAUAGUGAUGACACUCCCUAUUGAGACUAAAUGGUUUUAAUUUCUACAGUUGUUCUGAGCAUGGUCAAGACUGCGGCGGCUUCCAUAACAGACUUCUACGUCCUGCCGGAUAUCAGCGAUAAUGUCUAUCUGUUGUCGAAAUCCGACAUGCCACAUCUCAUUACACAUCCCAUAUGCGAGAACCAUUCGGCGGAUGUCGCCUUCUUUGAAACAAACAAAGAAUUUAGUGCAGUCACUUCGUAUCUGGACGGAUUCCUGAAAUCGACAAAAAGGACAUCUCCAACAAAUAUCAAAGGGAUCUGGAUACAUAUGAAAUGCAACCGUCAUUAUUCAACACAAGACGAAUUUUUAUGGGGAAAUGAAACUAUUGCAACAUCUCUUUGGGCGGUUCAGCCAGGCCCUCAGUUUUGCGAAACAUGUCAAUCGUUUUGUUGUGGAAGAAUAGGAGUAAAUGACAGCUUGAUGACCAACGGUCUCUGGUCCGAAGGAGAUCUUUUAAAAAGCUUUUGGUUUCUUUGCAAGGUAACAAACGAAUGCGCCUUUAACGAAACAAACAGAUGUACGCACCUGUGCAGAGACGAGGCCAACGGCUACACCUGCUCGUGUAAACCUGGAUACGCACUGACCAGCGACAACCACACCUGCGUGGACGUUGACGAGUGCAGCGGCACAAAGUCGUCACCAAAACCGUGUCAACACGAGUGUCGCAACAACAACGGAUCCUACAAGUGUGCGUGUCACCCUGGUUACAAGUUAAACGCCGACCAAUUUAGCUGUGCCGACGUCAACGAGUGUAACACGAGUGUCCACAUGUGUCGUGACAUCUGUAACAAUUUGAAUGGUUCGUAUAACUGCAGCUGUCGUCCUGGUUUCGAGCUUGGCAAUGAUUCUAAAAGCUGUUUCGACGUCAACGAAUGUAACACGAGUAACCACAUGUGCGAGUAUGCGUGUAACAAUGUUAACGGUUCGUAUUACUGCAGCUGCCCACCAGGCUUUUACCUUGGCAACGAUUCAAAACGGUGCUUUGAUGUCGACGAGUGUAACACAUCAAAUCCAUGCGAUCACAUCUGUAGCAAUGUCAACGGUUCCUAUAACUGCAGCUGUCAUUCUGGUUUUGAGUUGGGCAACAAUUCGAAAAGCUGUUUUGACGUCGACGAAUGUAACGUGUCGAUGCCAGGCGAUCACAUCUGUAACGAUGUUUACAUUUCCUGUAACUGUACUUGCAAGCCUGGCUUUCGUCUCACCAGUGAUGGCCGCAGUUGUGUUGAUAUUGAUGAAUGCAACACAACAUUACAUUUAUGCAACCAAACAUGUAACAACACAUUAGGAAGUUACGAAUGCACUUGUAAGGACGGCUACAAACUCUCGUCAGAUCUCGUCACGUGUCAAGAAAUUAACAAGUUCCAUAACGUGAGUGUCAACUGUGAGCGAAACUGUACCAUCAAUGGCUCGUCUGUCCCGUGGACGUGCACGCCGGGAUUCGUCCUUGACAUCAAUGACAACAAGACAUGUCAUGACGUCGAUGAGUGCACCACUCAGCCGUGUAACCAAACGUGUCAUAACACACCCGGAUCGUUCACGUGCUCGUGUCACCCCGGUUUCAUCCUCGACGACGAUCUCGUGACUUGUCGGCAAAAUGAAAACAAUCACCAGUUAUGCCCUUGCCAAUGCUCAGAUCUGACCCGUCAGAACUAUGUUCCCCAAAUGGUCCAGAACGAACAUCACAGACAUCUUAUAGUGUCCAAGACCCAUCUCUUGUCCUUCCGCUUGUCCAAGGGUUGCGCAGACGACAACCGCUUCUUAGCGAGGGCGAUUGGUUGCAGCGGCUGUUUAAUUGCCGUAGUGUUUGUAUCCUCUUUUCUGGCAACAGAUCUGAUGACGGCUGGUCGAGUAGUUCUCAAAUAUUUUAAACACAGGACGCCACGCGUGGAUAGAGAUCGAAUGUAGCCCGAGAUUGGGUGUAGCCCGUGUUUGGGUGUAGCUCGUUGUUGGAUGUAUCUUAAGACUGAGUGUAGACCGUGAUGGGUGAAUACAGUGAUGGCUGUAUCCCAUGAUGGCUGUAUCCCAUGAUGGCUGUAUCCCAUGAUGGGUGUAUCCCAUGAUGGGUGUAGUUGGUGAUGGGUGUUAACCAUGGUUGGGUUUAAUUUAUAUUAAUUUAGUUUGUAAUCUAAUUUUAUCAGUGAAAUAAAUCGUGGAAUGAGAGCAUCAAAAAUACCUGUUCAUUGUGAUUAGUAUUCAAUAUUUGUAUUGGUGUGUUUAUUUCUAAAGGGAGACAACCCUGUAAUUAUAAACUAAAACCAAAGGUUUUUAACUUACUUCCCCUGCAAUCCAUGUUACUUUUAAAAGAAAGUAUGUUCAUAUUUAAUAUAAAUGUCAGUAAAUAUCCCUCAAUGUAUGCACCAGUUGCUUAAACAAAAAACAAAUAUAAAUAUAUUAGGCACGUCCCUUACUUUAUUCAUAUGA